AUGCACACCAUAACAUUCAACCUCAUAACCCCCUCCGACGCCCCCCGCAUAGCCGAAGGCACCAUAAUGUUCCUCCCACCCCACGACCAGAUCCCCGCAGGAACCUACACGGAUCCCAGCAUGAACAUCGGCGCGUACAACCACCCAAUCGUGAUUCUCUCCUGUCCAAAAAGCCCAUUGAGACUUGACUCGAAAGUUGAAAUCGCAAUCAUGACAUCUUUCCACGGCACCUCAAUCCGCACGCAUCUCGCCUCAAAAGGCAUCGUCACCGCCACGGGCGCCGAAGCAGCAGCUAAAGCGGGUUAUCUGCGCGUCGUCACGGCGUCGAAACCGCACGCGUUAGGUACGUUGAAAUUGAGGAAUGGGAAGGGGAUGAAAAGGGAUUGCUCGUAUGUUGGGUUGAGGAAUACGUAUACGAUUGCGUUGGGCGCUUUGGCGAGGUAUGGUGGGGUGAGGGAGGAGGUCGAUGCGUAUCGGUUGACGGCGCAUGCUUUGAGGGUGCUUGUUGGGGGGAUUGAGGAGAGGAGGGGGAGGGAGGGGAAAACUGUGAGGAGGAGGAGCGUGGGCGCGGAGAAGGAGAAGGUAGAGAAGGAGCGGAAGGAUAGGAUUGUCAGGGAGAUUGAACGGGAGGUGUUAAGUUCCACGACUGUGGGGGCUAGGGAUGAAGAUAUUGUGAUGACGGAGCGACGGAAGAGUGUGGGGAAUAUUGUGAAAGGAAGGGCGCAAGAUCUUAUCAAAGAGAUUCCGAAAGAGUUCUUGAGUCCCACUGCAUUGAGGGCUAGAGCUAGGGAGGAGAAGAAGAGAGCGGCGAUGGAGCCAAGGAGGAGGAGUAGAAGGUUGUCUUCUAUUGUGUUGCAAGGUCUUGAAAAUUCUUAUGGAAUUGUUGAGAAAGAAAAUAAGGGGGAUCCAGAAGAAGAACUGAAAAGUAAAAAAGACUCGUUGAAUCGUGAUGUGUUGAUGGGCCAACUGAAGUUCAAACAACAACGCAAAGGAAUCGAGCAAAAGAAAACGAGCAGGCGAGAAAAACCGAAAACGCAAAAGGAGGUGCAUAAGCUGCUCAAGGCCAAGAGUCAGAAACUUCAAGAAAGACAAGAGUUACAUCGUAGUGCCGAAGAGAAAUUAAAGUUAUCAAAGCAGAGGAAACUAGCCGAGCAAGAGAAGCUGGCCAAGCACGUCAAAGCGAACAAGCUGAAGAAGGAGCAGGAAGAGAAGCACAUCUUAGGGCAACAGAAGUUGCAAGAGCAGAAGAAGCAGCAACAGAAACUGAAGCAGGAAGAGAAGCUUAAACAGCAGAAGAAGGCGGAGGAAAAGCAGCGGGUAGUUGAGCAGCAGAGAUUAAAAAAGCAGAGAAAGAUACAUCAGAAAACAAGGGUGAUUGAGAAAAAGAAAGUGAAAGAGCAGAGGAUACUCAAGAAAGAGAAGAAAUUGAAGCAGGGAAAAAAGAAGGUCCAGUUGAACAGGAAGAAAGCGAAGAAGUUGUAA
Glarea lozoyensis ATCC 20868 is the source of this 1482-nucleotide messenger RNA. RefSeq lists its product as uncharacterized. The transcript has 3 exons. The record is from RefSeq and is a predicted model, not a curated record. The coding region runs from base 1 to 1482 and encodes 493 amino acids. NCBI's taxonomy places the organism in Eukaryota, Fungi, Ascomycota, Leotiomycetes, Helotiales, Helotiaceae.